AUGAUGGGCGCGGCGCGGCGCCCGCGGGGCCCCGCCGCCCCGGACCCCGGCCCCGCGCCCGCCGGCCCGAGCGCCCGCGCCGGCAGCUGGCAUCACCACCUGGUGCGGCGCAGCCUCGUGCUCUUCCUGGUCGGGGUGGUCCUGGCCCUGGUGCUCAACCUGCUGCAGAUCCAGAGGAACGUCACCCUCUUCCCCGACGAGGUGAUCGCCACCAUCUUCUCCUCCGCCUGGUGGGUGCCCCCGUGCUGCGGGACGGCCGCGGCUGUGGUCGGCCUGCUGUACCCCUGCAUGGACCGUCACCUCGGCGAACCCCACAAGUUCAAGAGGGAGUGGGCCAGCGUCAUGCGCUGCAUUGCCGUCUUCGUUGGCAUUAACCACGCCAGUGCUAAAUUGGACUUUGCCAAUAACGUCCAGCUGUCGUUGACCUUGGCGGCGCUGUCCCUGGGGCUGUGGUGGACCUUCGACCGCUCCCGGAGCGGCCUGGGCCUGGGGCUCACCAUCGCCGUCCUCGCCACGCUCAUCACGCAGUUCCUCGUCUACAACGGCGUCUACCAGUACACGUCGCCCGACUUCCUCUACAUCCGCUCCUGGCUGCCGUGCAUCUUCUUCUCCGGCGGCGUCACGGUGGGGAACAUCGGACGGCAGUUAGCGAUGGGUGUUCCCGAGAAGCCCCACAGCGACUGAGGCGCGCGCGGCGGCGCCAGCCCGGGGACCCCGGGGCCGGCUCGGCGACUCCUGGAAGGUGGCCACGUCGUCUAGCACAGCGAGACGGAGGUCCCAGCUCCCCACCUCCGCGUCCUUCCUCGCCCGCCCCCCGCCCGUCUGCUCGGAGCGGCGCCCGGCCGCGUGGGAGGCAGGUGGCGGCGGUUUCCCGAGUAUUCGAUUUCAUUCAUGAUUUUCAAAACAAGUUGCCAUAUCGCAAAGCCUUGAACCGGAACUCAACCCAGUUGCCCACAAGCAGUUUCACGUCCGCGCCGAGGAGACGGGCCGGCGGUGCUCAACCAAGACCAGGCGCGCGCGCCACAGACCCGCGCAGCCAGAACGCGUUCACGUGGGGUGCGUGCGUGGAGAUGGCGCGGCCGGCCCGGGAGACGUGGCGGGAGGAGGCGGGCCCCCCCGCAGACCGUGCGCAGGGCGGGCGAAGGGCACCGGGCUUCCGCACCUGGGCCGCGUGCCCAGUCCUCGGGCCCCCGGCCCCCUGAUUCUUGGUGGCCCGGGGUGGGGGGGGAGGGUGGUGUCUUCCCGCAGCCCCGGGGGGCCUGCACUCUGUGACUGCCCUGUAGAGGGAAGAGCGCGUGCCCCCCGCCCCACGCUCCGCGGGCCCCUCCGCGUCCGGUGGCGCUGGCGAGCGCGGCGUAUUCGUCUGAUGGCGUAGACCACGGCGGACCUGAUUUGCAAGUAUUGGGUCUUAAAACUUCAAGUGCAAUGUAUAUGAAAACCAAUCUGAGCCUUGUAUUCUCUUAAAUAUUUAUUUUUUUUAAACGCGUGAGAUGUUCAUUUCAGAGCUGCGCGGGGCGGAGCUCGGAAGCUCGUCCAGGGGCGCCCCCUCCCGCGGACCCCGACCCCCACCGAGCCCCCGGCCUCCCGGGACUCCUUCGGAGGGCUCCGGUCGUCUGUACUUACACAUGGACCUUUUUUUUUGUACUUUGCAUUGUUUUUGAUUCUGUGGAGAUGGGGGAGGGGGAGAGGUGCCCGCGGUGUCCCCUCCCCGCCACCGGGGUGGGGUUCUGCUUAUUCUGUUUUGAGGAGAUACCUUGGAACAGCCUUGAGGCUUUUGAAACUAGGUUUGGUUUUUUGUUUUUUUUUUUUUUAGAAGAAUUUCAUUUAAAAAGCGUAGGUCCUUCCGAGCUCCAGUGACCCCUUAGAAAUAAACCUCAUCGUCCAGUGGCAUCGGAAGUCACUAGAGACAAGGCAGCGAGCAGACCUCAAGGGUGUACGUGGCUGUACACAAACAAGGAGUAUUUUUUUCUCUUCAACUGGAAGUAUAUCUGUUAGAAAUAACGUAGCCAAAAGAGGUGAAUCUGAAGAAAAAAAUUUGCCAAUUUUUUAGUUCGUCGCAGAUACUUGGAACCAAAGUGUUUUAAAUUUAUAAAGCUGUAAACAUGGUGUGGACAAAAUUUGCACUAUCCCAGGUCUGAACAUCCAGCGAGAUUCACAUUCGUACUAAGUUUUCAACAUUGUGUUCUUUUUGCAUUUUUUACUUUUAUUAAAGGUUCAAAACCAACUGUUGUACUUGCGAGUUUUUCUUU
This is a messenger RNA of Perognathus longimembris pacificus (Pacific pocket mouse), 2249 nucleotides long. RefSeq names its product insulin induced gene 1 (gene Insig1). Gene Ontology annotation, cellular component: SREBP-SCAP-Insig complex; endoplasmic reticulum. The transcript is spliced from 5 exons. The record is from RefSeq and is a predicted model, not a curated record. The coding region runs from base 1 to 684 and encodes 227 amino acids. NCBI's taxonomy places the organism in Eukaryota, Metazoa, Chordata, Mammalia, Rodentia, Heteromyidae. Gene Ontology annotation, biological process: cellular response to insulin stimulus; cholesterol biosynthetic process; SREBP-SCAP complex retention in endoplasmic reticulum.